Penicillium verrucosum is the source of this 1557-nucleotide messenger RNA. RefSeq lists its product as uncharacterized. The record is from RefSeq and is a predicted model, not a curated record. Gene Ontology annotation, cellular component: membrane. Bases 1 to 1557 code for a protein of 518 amino acids. The transcript has 4 exons. Gene Ontology annotation, biological process: carbohydrate transport; transmembrane transport. Gene Ontology annotation, molecular function: carbohydrate:proton symporter activity. NCBI's taxonomy places the organism in Eukaryota, Fungi, Ascomycota, Eurotiomycetes, Eurotiales, Aspergillaceae.
AUGCGAUGGAUCACAUCCCGAUGGUCGACCAAUCCAUACUAUGCCCUGGUGAUUGCUGUCAUUGCCUGUGGCGGGAUUCCCAAAGGCUAUGACGAGGGUGGUUAUAGCGCCAGUGUCUCCCUCCCCUCUUUCAAGUCCGACUACGACCUCACUACACACCCGGGGGUCAACGCGGCCGAGCUAGCUAACCGGAAAGCGAACAUCACCUCCUUCAAUGUCCUAGGUGCAGCACUUGGUGCCCUGGUAGUCCUGGAUCUCAAUGAUCGACUCGGGCGCUUGGUGGUAUGGCGCCUAGCAUGUAUCGUGUGGGCAACUGGCACAUUGAUCCAAGUAUUCGCAUCCGGUAUAUACGGACUGCUCUUGUUUAGUCGCAUAUGGGCCGGGUUAGGCGCAGGCGGUUUAACGGUGACUGCGCCACUGUAUUUGACCGAAAUAGCCCCUGCUAAGACAAGAGGUCUAGUGGUGGGGAUAUACAUGGUAUUCUUACUGGCCUUUCUGGCCAUGGGUUUCUUUAUCAACUAUGGUGCCAGGGUCCAUAUGGUGAUCACGCGAACCCAAUAUCGCCUAGUUCAGGCGGUGCCUUUAAUUCCUGUCGGGAUUGCAUAUGGUCUGUCGUACCUUUGCCCUGAGACUCCGCGGUAUCUCGUUUCGAAACAGCUUCGUCAGGAAGGGCUAGAUGUUCUCGCACGGCUACGCGGCAAGGCUAUCGAUGAUCCCGAAAUCACAAAGGAAUUCGCGAUUAUCGAUGCACGGGAGCGGGAGCGAGCGACAGACUUAGCAUCCGUCUCUCAUUGGACUAUAUUCAAAGAGACACAGACAAACCCGAAUUACCGACAGCGCUUCUGGCUCCUAAUCGCCAUGCAAACCAUCGCUCAGUGGACCGGCGGGAACGGGAUCACAUACUACGUAACGACCAUAUUCCAGUACGCCGGCGUAAAAGACGACGGAAAUUCCCUCGUCUCCUCCGGCGCUUAUGGGAUCGUCAAACUAAUCUUCACGAUGGCUUUCGCAUGGGGUCUAAUCGACCUCCUCGGUCGACGCCGCUGCACCCUCGUCGGACUGAGCCUACAGCUUUGCGCGCACAUCUACAUGGCUAUAUACAUGGGCCUGCGCCCAGGCUCGGCAGACAACAAAGACGCCUCCAACGCUGCCGUCGCCUCCGUCUUCAUCUACGCCGUUGGCUGGUCCAUCGGCCUCUGCACUGUGCCUUACCUGUACGGCACAGAGAUCUUCCCAACGCGCAUCCGCAACGUCAGUUAUGCGAUAAGCAUGGCGCUGCACUGGUUCUUCCAGUUUGCUGUUGUGCGUGUUACCCCGAAUAUGUUUGUCUCGCUUAGUGUCUGGGGUGCUUAUCUCUUCUGGGCGCUUAUUUGCUUCUCCGGGCUGGUUAUCCUUGGUGUUUGGAUGCCCGAGACGAAGGGUGUACCUGUUGAGCGGAUGGGGGAUUUGUUUGAUGGGCCGUGGUAUCUGCGGUGGCGAGCUAGGCCGAGGGAGUGGGAUCUUGAUUCCCCGGCUGAUAUGUCGCAGAAUGUUGCGUUGAAGGACGGUCGUGUUUGA